GAUCAAGAAACCAAAAGCGGGCUCCGAGUGUAGCAUUGGCAGAAAACAUUGGACUAGGUCUCCCUGGAGACUUGUUCUUCGAAAGUUCUUCUUUUACAGUGUUCCUAACGCAAAGGUGGUUAACCGGUGCCAUUUCCGGUCUAAUUUGGGUUAUAUCAAUAUCGAGAUAACGCCAGCGCUUGGACGACGGUUUCCUGGAUACAUAUGUGUUUUAGCAAUCAGACGUGAACGUCUUUUUAUGAAACAAAUGGAGUGUUAGUGGAAGUCGGAUUUAUACUGAUUAUUAAAUUUUCAGAUUUCAGGGUUAUUCAUUUAUAAAUUUUCACAUUUUCCCUAAAAUUUAAUGCUGUUCGUUUGAUGAUUUUAUAAUUCUUUACAAAAUGAUUUAUCAAUUUACAAGUUGAAACACAUUAUUUCCUUAUUUAUAGAAUAAGAUCUAUCUACACAUAUUUUUUAAAUUACAAUAUAUAUUUUCAUUAAACUGGAAUAUCUUUGAUUAUAGAAGAGUCCAAAUUAAUUCUUUAACGGAAUAUGUAACCCAUGGAUGGAUCCUUUUUUGAGUAUUCAAACAACCUAAAAAGAUAUGGUUUUAUAUCCGCAUGGACACACGAGUUUAGUAUUGUGAGGUUAUUUCGAACCUAGGUCGCUUAUCUUCCCAAAAACUAUUUACCACUAGCCAACUUUUUUAUGAUUUAAAUUUACAAAAAAUUACGAACAAGAAAUAAGAAGAUUAUUAUAGUUGUGACGUUUAAUACAUUGGUUGCAAUAUACACAAUCACCAUAAAACACUUCAGACCUCCUAGAUCGGUUAUUAUCCAAACUUUACGUUUAGAAUUUGUCAAAAUGUCUCUAUAUUGAUCUACAGUUUGGAUAAUGAAGGAUAAUUAAAUCUCGUUUGGCAAUUCAUCCUUUAUUGAUAGCUUGAUUAUUUAAAAUUCGGAUACACAUACCUAAAUAAUUUGAUAUUAUUGUUCUCUAAACCUAGGAUAAUUUUGUUAUUUUCAAUGUUAAGUUUUUUAGGUUUUACCCUAAUAACGUCCGAUGGUACAAGCUCGAGCGCCACUAACAUAGACGUGUACAAGAUGUAUCAUGUAUGUAUCACUAGGAAAUAUUGUUAGAAGUUAUAACAAAAAUGUAGUUUUCGUUUUUAACGUGUGGUGUAACAAAUCAAUUGGUAUCACUAAUUACUACAUUGUUGUAUUUUUAUCAUCCAACAAUAGACACUGGAUUGGUUAUCUCGUUGGUAGCUACAAAACCAAUUUUCUUCCAUAACUUUUCGUAUCCUUUCGUAAAUAUAUAAAAGCAAAAGAAAACGAAAGUGUCAUAAAGUAAAAAGAAAAACAAUAAGAAUUCAGAACUUGAGUAACUUUAUAAGAAAAUAGGAAAAAAAAUGAGAGGAGACUAUAGCAUUGCCAAGAACGGUAUAGUCUGGUGCUUUGUGUUGCAAGUCAUCAUAUUCUAUGUAGAAUCGAUAGAAGUUGGAGAUGUGAGUUUCACGAUAGCGAUGAAAAACGAAAUGUACGGCUUAAAACGUCCAUCAGUUGUCUACCGGUGUAAGUCAUCUGAAAAAUCCCUCCGGUGGCACAGCUCGCGUCCCAAAACGCAAUUUUCAUGGGAUUUUGAUGUACCGCCGUUUGGAAACGGCGUGGUGAUUCACAUAUGCCAUUUCCUGUCAAGCCAAGGGACAGCGCAUGUCGAGAUCAAGACGUUGUCGAUGACAUCUAUGUUGUGCGGAGGACAUGUGUGUAAAUACGUCAUCAAGCCGAACGGUAUAUAUUUCGUUGGUUUUGAGACGUACUAUCCGCACAACAUUUUGUUAAGGUUUAUGGAGUUGGUAAGGCCUGUUGAAAAGCUUGUCGAGCCAUGGAAGGCGUGGUCUCCGAGGCAGUUAAAAGCUUUGAGAGCGGAACGCAAUCGCACCAUGUCAAGCGAUGACAAAGAUUAUGAUGAUGACGACAAGGAAAAGGACGAUUAGGUAUAGAACACAAGAAAGAGACAGAAGAAAUGAUGAAGAAUAUAGUAGUUUAU
Messenger RNA from Brassica rapa (field mustard), 2028 nucleotides. RefSeq lists its product as uncharacterized. NCBI's taxonomy places the organism in Eukaryota, Viridiplantae, Streptophyta, Magnoliopsida, Brassicales, Brassicaceae. The record is from RefSeq and is a predicted model, not a curated record.